GCAAUCAGUCAGAUCCACACCCCACACAGCAUGCUAACAAACAGAUGCAGACACGAGCGAGAGGGGAAACAAGAUUGGGAUGCCACCACGUUGGGACAACACAUGUGAGAAGCGGAGGGUCUGCUAUCACCUCUGUCUUUACUGUUUUCAGAUUCAGAAACGAGAUCUGGAUAGCUAAGACGACUAGCUGCAGCGGCUCGACUCGCGCGAUUCCUCCAACUAGCCGGCGAUUAGGGUCAGCAAGUCUCCGGCUAGCCGUCUUCUUCCUACAGCUUAUCUUCCCUCUGCAAAUCUGAUCUCGACCUCGCCCUCUCCUCUCAACCUCUCCUGUACAUCCCCUGAUCCAGGUAAGGGCACUCUACUCGCCGAGUGUAACUGUUAAUGGGUCGCCAAGCUAGUGCUGCACGGAAUGACCUCGAGCACAUGCUAUCUGACGAAAAGGAACAGCCAAAGGCCUUGCCAUUAUCACUUUUGGAAGACAUAACAGAUGGUUUCUCCGAGAACCUUCAAAUUGGCAGAGGUGGGUUUGCGGUAGUUUAUAAGGGAGUGCUUGAGAAUGGGACCAUUGCUGUGAAGAAGCUGUUUGAAAGGCUUGAUAUUCCUGAUAAUAAAUUUAAUGAAGAGAUUCGUUGUUUGAUGAAGGUGAAGCACAAAAAUAUAGUGCGUUUUUUGGGAUAUUGUGCUAACACACAAGGCGAAAUAGUAGAUCAUGCUGGAGGUGUUGUCAUGGCAGAUGUACGUCAAAGGUUGCUCUGCUUUGAGUAUGUACCUAAAGGAAGUCUUGAUGAGUAUAUCAAAGAUGCAUCUAAUGGACAUGACUGGAUUAAGACCUAUGCGAUAAUAAAUGGCAUUUGUGAAGGUUUACAUUACCUUCACCAGAAUCGUAUUCUUCACUUAGAUCUCAAGCCCGCAAAUAUUCUGCUGGAUGGCAAUAUGAUGCCAAAAAUUACUGACUUUGGGCUAUCAAGGUGCUUUGAUGAGAAGCAAACCGAAGCUAUUACCAAAAAUAUGGCUGGCACAUUAGGGUAUAUCGCACCAGAGUUUCAUAGUGGUGGAGACAUAUACACGAUCACAAAGAAGUCGGACAUAUAUAGUCUUGGUGUCAUAAUUAUAGAGAUGCUGACCGGAAAGAAGUGGUAUCCAGCAUAUCCUGAUGUUGAUAAGGUGCUUGAAAGUUGGAUGAAUAAGUUGGGGAAAUCACAGCGGGUCACACAACUGAAACAGAUACGGUUAUGCAUCGAGCUAGGGAUAGAGUGCACUGAUGGUAACCAAGCGAACAGACCAGAUACACCGGAUAUUAUCAAUAGACUUGGUGAAACAGAAAAUGCACGCAUCAUGACUGGUGUGAGUAGUUUAACGGUACCACAGGUACAAAGGGCUUUGGAAAAGCUGGAAGAUGCCACCAAGAACUUGCUUCCGAGGAGGGAUAUUGUUCAUCUCAUGAAUGAUAGUGCCGAGAAAAAUGUUACUCAUUGGCAGGGGGCAGCUAAAAAUCUUCGUGCAGCCCAAGAAUGUCUAAAUGAUAAUCAUCAUAUUGUUGCAGUCGAGUCUGGUCCAUCUAUAUCUGUUGAGGACUGUAACCUUAGAGAGGCCCAAGAAUGUCACAAUCAUAAUCUUCAUAUUUCUGCAGUCGAGUCUAGUCCAUCUAUGUCUGUUGAGGACCGCAACCUUCAAGAGGCUCUCAAGCUCAUUAAAGAUGAUCUCGUGGGCGUGAUUGGAAUAUGGGGUCCAGGUGGAGUGGGGAAAACGCACCUUUUGAACAAUAUCAAAAACUCGCUUGAUGGGAACACAACCUUUAACUAUGUUGUACAGGUGACGAUUUCAAGGGGGUGUUCGGUAGAAAAGAUCCAAACUGAUAUUGCACAACAACUCAAUCUGGAUGAAUUCAGGAAAGAUUCUGAUGUGCAAUUUAGAUGUCGUAUCAUUUAUGACUUUUUGAAAAAGAGAAGCUUUCUUAUAUUGGUAGAUGACCUUUGGGACCAAAUUGAUCUGCAAGCAGUUGGCAUACCAUAUCCCCUUGGAAUUGAAAACCAACUCAGAAGAAAAGUGGUGCUCACAACAAGAUCAAGAAAAGUCUGUGGUCAAAUGGAGGUAAGAAAAAAUAUUAAAGUAGUUUGUCUGCAGGAGGAUGAGGCAUGGCAGCUAUUCAAAGAGAAGGUCGGUCAUGAAACUUUUUCUUAUAAUCCUCGCAUUGAAGAUCUUGGAAAAGAACUUGUGAAGGAAAUGAAGGGAUUGCCAUUAGCUUUGGUAACUAUAGGUAAGACAAUGUAUGCAAAAACUGAUACGGCUAAGUGGGAAUAUGCUAUCGAAUAUAUGAAACAGUCAUGGUAUGUUAAAGAUGACCCGCUAGAUAUGGAAAGAGUUGUUUUCAGGCAGGUAAAGUUUAGUUUUGAUAGUUUACGAAACAACAUUUUGAGAAAAUGUUUCUUGACUUGUGCACUAUGGCCAGAGGAUCAGAAGAUUCCCAGAGAAAUGCUUGCUCGAUGUUGGAUCGGCUUAGGUCUAGUGGAUGAACCAGAGAUAAAAAGUUCCUACAUAACAGCAUAUAAUCUGAUGGGCGAACUUUCAGCUGCAUGUUUGUUAGAGGAAGACCAUGGAAUUAUAAUGUAUAAUGAAUAUCUUGAAAUGCAUGAUUAUGUUAAAAUGCAUGAUGUGGUUCGUGACAUGGCUUUAUGGAUCGCUUGUGGCUGCGGUAAGAAUAAUAGCAAGUGGUUUGUCCGUGCAGGAGUUGGUUGGGAUGAAAAAUUUAGCAUCCCUUGGAGUCAAGUUGAACGUGUCUCAUUGAUGAUGAAUAUGUUGUCGGAACUUCCUCCUGUCGACUCUAAUCCUUGUCACAUGAGGAUGCUAUGCCUUGGAAAUAACUUCUUGAGUAGAUUACAAUAUCAUGAAAUCAGAAAAUUCACUUCACUGACAUACCUGGAUUUGAGCUUCAGCCAGCUGCACAGGAUACCUGAAGAAUUAUGUUCCUUGGCAAACCUGGAACACCUUGAUUUAUCGGGAAAUAGUGACAUAGAAGUAGUGCCUCACUGUUUUGGAGGCCUCAUUAAGCUCAAGUUCUUGUACCUAGAAGAGACUAGGAUACAGAUGUUACCAAAGGGGGUCAUAUCUAAACUUCAAGCAUUGCUAGUAAUAGACAUCAGAACUCUUCGUCCAGUUUCUGAGGGCAUUAGAAUGCUUCUAGAGUUGGGCACCCUACCCAACUUGAAAGCAGUUGGUAUCCAUGUGGGAUGUGCAGUACUAAGAGAAGGUGCUGACCUCCCCAUCAGGUAUUUAAUUCUGGAGGAUCAUGAGACACGUGCACUCAACUUGUCUGAUAUUCUAUCACAUAACUUUGCACGAAGGACCUUGUAUGAACUAACAAUUCACAUGGCCAACUUGGAUCAAAUAAUAAUAAGACAAGAGUUGGCACUACCAAGCUGUUGUUUUGGGGCUCUCAAUCAGCUCCAAUUAUCAGAGUUUGAUAACUUAAGAGAGAUAACUUGGAUGGAAACAUGUCCAGCAUCUCUAUUCCCAAAGCUCACGUGUUUGUUUGUGGAGUACUGGCAAGAGCUAGAACACCUCUCUUGGGCGAUGUAUCUGCCUUGCCUCGAACAACUCAACAUAUUUAACUGUAAUGCGAUGCAGCAACCAUUUGUGAUGCACCAUGGUGAUAACAAGUUCGGCGAACAAGACAGUUCAAAGACAUUUCCCUGCCUCAAAUAUCUGAGAUUUUCAUGGUGCUCGUCGCUGGUCAGUAUUGGUGAUCCUGAUGUGACAUUCCCAUUCCUAGAGCGACUGGAGUUUGAACAUUGUGCAGAAUUAAAGAGUCUUCCUUUCAACAUGGACAACUUGCCAGGAAACCUGCAGUUUGUGCAGAUUGAUGUUAAAUCCUGGGAGAGAAUGAAAGGGGAAUUGGAAGAAGGUGUCAAAUCUUUCCUGGAACCCAAGCUUAAAUUGUAUGGAGUACUAUGAGCAAUCCGUCCAUUCCACUCCAUGCUUCUUUCUGGGCCCAACAAGGAUAGGCAACUGUAUCAGUAUCUCGUCUGGGAGUUUUAUCGUGCAUGCAUGUUUAUGCAGUGUCAUGGAAAAAAAUGCUUCCUUUUGGCUCCCGAUCGAGUUGUAUUCAUGCUUCCUGUUGGCCAUGUUGUAAAAAUUCUUAGCGACUUGUCAGGAGGUGUUUCCAUUUGUGUGCACUCUGAUAAAAUUAGCUAUGAACUAAAUGUGUGCAAUUGUAUUCUUAUUUCACGAUUAUUGAAGUUUACACGUGCUA
Aegilops tauschii subsp. strangulata is the source of this 4249-nucleotide messenger RNA. Its product is annotated as probable disease resistance protein At5g63020. The record is from RefSeq and is a predicted model, not a curated record. Gene Ontology annotation, biological process: protein phosphorylation. Lineage: Eukaryota; Viridiplantae; Streptophyta; Magnoliopsida; Poales; Poaceae. Gene Ontology annotation, molecular function: ATP binding; protein kinase activity; ADP binding.